GGAAACCUCCAGAUAUUCGCAAUGGCUGCUGCUCGGACUCUUCGCAUAGGUCUCAUCCCCGGUGACGGUAUCGGACGGGAGGUCAUCCCGGCCGGUAAACGGAUCCUGGAAUCCCUACCUUCUUCUCUGAACCUGAAGUUCAACUUCGUUGACCUCGAGGCGGGUUACGACUGCUUCAAGAAGAACGGUACUGCUCUGCCCGACAAGACCGUUGAGGUCUUGAAGAAGGAAUGUGAUGGUGCUCUCUUCGGAGCUGUCAGCUCCCCGUCCACCAAGGUCGCCGGUUACUCUUCCCCCAUCGUCGCUCUCCGCAAGAAGCUCGACCUCUUCGCCAAUGUCCGCCCCGUUAAGACCACCCUCGGCAGCAGCACCGGGAACCCCAUUGACCUCGUCAUUGUCCGAGAGAACACCGAGGACCUCUACGUGAAGGAAGAGAGCACUGAACAGACCCCCAACGGCAAGGUCGCCCGGGCCAUCAAGCAGAUCUCCGAGCGCGCCUCGUCCCGCAUCGCUACUAUUGCUGGUGAAAUUGCUCUUCGCCGCCAGAAGAUCCGCGAUGCCACCCCUGCCUCCGGCCUCCGCACCAAGCCCAUGGUCACCAUCACCCACAAGUCCAACGUCCUCUCGCAGACCGAUGGUCUCUUCCGCGAGACCGCCCGCGCCGCCCUCGCCGCUCAGCAGUUCUCCUCCGUCGAGAUCGAGGAGCAGAUCGUCGACUCCAUGGUCUACAAGCUCUUCCGCCAGCCCGAGUACUACGAUGUGAUUGUUGCCCCUAACCUCUACGGAGACAUUCUGUCCGACGGUGCCGCCGCUCUCGUCGGCAGCUUGGGUCUCGUGCCCAGCGCCAACGUUGGUGACGGCUUUGCCAUCGGAGAACCUUGCCACGGUAGUGCCCCCGACAUCGAGGGCAAGAACAUUGCCAACCCCAUUGCUACUCUGCGCAGUGUUGCCCUCAUGCUCGAGUUCUUGGGCGAGGAGAAUGCCGCAGCUAAGAUCUACGCCGCUGUCGAUGGCAACCUGGAUGAGGGCAAGUAUCUGUCCCCCGACAUGGGCGGAAAGGCCUCCACCACCGAGGUUCUGGAAGAUGUGCUCAAGAGACUGUAAAGUGCGCGUAUAUAUUGAGUUAGACAGUUCUAGUACUUAUGUAAACGAAUAAAAGUUGAGGUUUACAGCGCUCUGGGUUUUUAUGAAGUUUCGAUUCAACUACUACCUGGUUGGAGCGCAAAUCCAAAACUGUCCACAACAUCGCACCUCCCUCACGAGCUCCCUGACGAAAGUAGCACCUGACAUCUAUGGACUAUUCAGUUACUGCGAUGGGAAGGCGCGAUGGGCGUCGGGCCGACCCCCGUCGCACCUGCCUUGCGGAGGAAAUCAAAUAUUGCGUGCAUGGAAGGUGCGCUGGACUGUUAUCAGAAUCGGAAGGUGCCAGCAAUACCCCUAGAGAAAGGAUUACAUGGCUUAAUGAGUUUUGAAUAAUCGAACAAUGCCCG
Molecule: messenger RNA, 1490 nt
Organism: Aspergillus versicolor CBS 583.65
Lineage: Eukaryota; Fungi; Ascomycota; Eurotiomycetes; Eurotiales; Aspergillaceae
Gene: lysB
Product: homoisocitrate dehydrogenase lysB
Exons: 4
Coding region: 22-1104 (360 amino acids)
Biological process (GO): isocitrate metabolic process; tricarboxylic acid cycle
Cellular component (GO): mitochondrion
Molecular function (GO): isocitrate dehydrogenase (NAD+) activity; NAD binding; magnesium ion binding
Source: RefSeq, a predicted model, not a curated record